AUGGCUAUAUGUGAUUCCAACGCAAUCCUUUCCUCUUCUGAGAAAUCUGGAGGACUUUCUAAGGGCAGGAAAUGUCCACAUUUUGGUGACUUUGUUGACUCUUCUGAACUUCAUGAUUUAGGGUUCAGUAGACCUCUCUUCACUUGGCAUAGGGGUUUUUUGUUUGAGAAAUUAGAUCGUGACUUAGGAAAUGAGGCUUGGAUUAGUAAUUUUCCUAAUUGUAUGGUCUCUCAUCUCCCGAAGAUUAAGUCAGAUCAUCACCUUCUUCUUUUGGUGCUAAAUUCGAAUAUUGCUCUCCUUCGGGAAAGACCUUUUAGAUUUUUAGCUGGAUGGGUUGAACAUUCGGACUUUGAUUAUUUUUUGAAGAAAAAUUGGAAAUACUCCGAUAAUAUUUCUAAUUCUCUUGGUAAGCUUGCUCAUCAUCUCAAUGAGUGGAAUAAAAUUUUUUAUGGUAAUAUCACCACUCGCAAGAGAGACCUUAUCAAAAGAAUUGCCAACAUUCAGAAGAGAAGUGAUUUCUCUAGUUCUUACCGCUUCAAUCAGGUAGAUUUGUCUCUUCACUAA
Molecule: messenger RNA, 564 nt
Organism: Gossypium arboreum
Lineage: Eukaryota; Viridiplantae; Streptophyta; Magnoliopsida; Malvales; Malvaceae
Exons: 1
Coding region: 1-564 (187 amino acids)
Source: RefSeq, a predicted model, not a curated record